AUGGCCGUUUCUAUUCACUGUCUAGCUGAUGUCUGUCUCAUUCCAAUUGGUACAGGCAAGGCGUCAGUUUCUGAUGAGGUUGCUGUGAUCACUAAGAUAGCCAGGGAGCUGAGUCUCGAAACAACGUUACACUCGGCUGGCACCACCAUUGCUGGACCCUGGACAGAUGUGAUGGACCUCAUUGGGCGUUUUCACGAGGCGUUGCAUGCCAAGGGCGUGGUGAGAAUCCAGAGUGAUAUCAGAGUGGGCACGAGGACGGACAAGUUGCAGACGCCUCAGGAUAAGGUGGAUGUAGUGGAGAGGAAGUUGAAAGCCAAUGAGUAA
Molecule: messenger RNA, 324 nt
Organism: Candidozyma auris
Lineage: Eukaryota; Fungi; Ascomycota; Pichiomycetes; Serinales; Metschnikowiaceae
Gene: ECM15
Product: Ecm15p
Exons: 1
Coding region: 1-324 (107 amino acids)
Cellular component (GO): cytosol
Source: RefSeq, a predicted model, not a curated record